AUGGCUCGUAUUGACCUAAAUACCGUGGACACACUGCAAAUGUACGACCCUCGGGCAUCCACAGUUGAUCGGAAGACAGUGAAGGGGAAAAUCCUCGGUGGUGAGAUUUUUGCCGACUUCAGUCAGACCGAACGUGCCGCCAUCUGGAAGAAACUACGGUCCCAAGAAGCGUGUGACGGCAUCAUACCAUCCCUUCAUACCUUAUUCCGCGACAUUACCUACCUAGAACUCUGCGCCAAUGCCGUGAAACGGUUGGUUGUUCUCAAUAAGCAACGCCCCACGGUUCGGAGUGCACUGGUCCACAGUUUUCGAUCCCGCCGUGCCGAUCGUGACUGUCGGAUCCAGACCUCCGACACUACUUUCCGUCGCCAACCUGGACCCAGUGACGAACAUCUCACGUCUGGAUACCGUCAAAUUUGGAUGUACGCCAUGCGACAUUACCCGGAGAUGGCCAAGGAUAUUCAGGGCGGCCCGAGGGCCAACCCUACGCGGGCAAAGGCGCGAGCGAAGGCCGACGAGAGCGUUAUCCAUGCUAUGGCUGCUCUUGCAAAGAAGCUAGGAUUUCGUACUCCACAAAUCAAGGCAAUCUUAAGACAAUCACCUGACCAGCAGAUUGCUCGGGCUGCCCUGCUCAAAGCACGGAAGCCGGAUCACUAUCACUAUGACAGUGGAACCUUCGAGUCUCUUAUCGAGCAGAUUGCUGGUUGUUUUGCGCUUGCUAUCCCAAACGAGGCCGCCCCAGUGGCACAUAUCACUGGCUGGGCAAUUAAGCUAAAGGACCGCUGUGGAGCGCCUCAGGAGCAAACCCAGCAACUAGACCGCCCGCAUAUCUUCUUGGACACACUGCACUCGGCGACGGUGUUGCAGAGAAACCUCUCAUCCCUGGAGGUGAGACGAAGCGUUUACUAUGCCUUUUUUGGCAAGUCCUCCCCGACAACCCCACAAAGUGCUUCACAGGGGCAAUCAUCAUCCAACGAUCCUCUUUCACCGUUGUUUGUCCCCAGUGUUCUGUCGAGAUCACCGGAAUCGGCCUACGACCAUAUGUCGACAAGCGGGUUUGAUGAGGGGUCAUUCAAUGGCCGUCGGGAUCGGUCAGAACCUCCCGAAGGACCACGCCAGAGGCAAGAAGACAGACGGCGUCAACGGCAAGAUAGACAGCAGGCGGUAGAGCGCGGCUCACCUGUUCCCCAAGAGUCCUCCAUUCAAAGUUCCAUAGGAGGGGCAUCUACUAUCUCUGAGGUCAUGGAUAUGUAUUGGGAUAGCUCUGACGCGGAUGAUCAGCCCCGACCGGAGAAUGUCGAGAGACAGCCGGAAGCUAGCGGAGGAAUGGAUUCAGACAUUGAGGAAGGUGAAUGUACAGAGAUCGAUGAAGAAGACCUGCUUCGCCGAGCGGAGGAUGGGAGCCCUAUGGUAGAGGGCGCGGCUGCUGUGGACCAUUCGACUUUAGGGGCGCCACGAGAUACCGAUAUGUCAAGCAUACCGGAAGAGGGAGCAGGUGCGGUGGACGUGGACGGGGAUAUGGACACUUCCGUGCGGACUCAAUCAGCGCCAGUGGAAGAUCGCGCUGGAAUGCCAACUACAUUAUCCCGCCAGUCCGGCGUUACGCCGCCGACCUCCCAGAAAAGGAGUAUGGAUGCAAGAUGGAAACCAUAUGAAGCUGCACAGAAAGGCAACCGCAAUGCGACCAAAAUAUCACAUGCCGCUCAAGGACAACCCAUCGCAGAGCACACAGAGCAGGAAAUAGCUUGGCCAGUCGGCGAGCCGGAUGGUCGCGAAGAUAUUUCUGGAGGACCAUUACCAGUUGAGGCUCAGGAAGGAAGAGCAGGAGAGCAAAUGGCGCAUGGAGCGGAGCUCAUCGCGGGAGCGGGUGAAGAACUCCGCCAAGACGAUCGAGUAGCUCGGGAGCGCGCAGGUGCUCUUGCUCAGCUACAAACACCCGGGGCCAUGGAGGAUCAUACCCCCCGGCCCGUGACUGAGCUCCCCGCUGACUUGCCGAGUCUGAUUACACGAUUGCGGGAAGAGGGAAGCCAGCUGGGUGAUGAAAGUAUAAUUCCCGACAAAAAUAAAACGCAGGAGUUUCCUGAAUUGGAGCCGGCCACUGUUGAUCAUCUGGACGGUGUUGGGGGCGGGACCGCGGAGGGUGUUGUUAAACCGGGGCUUUCUCAACAAGAGACUGAACAACACAGAGCGGAUCUACCCGAUCCAGAACAGGCUCAGCGGCAGGCAAUUGAAAGGCAGGAGGGCGAGGAUCUCCUAUUUGAUGUUCCUGUGCUUGAAGAACCAGCAGACCAGGCAGUGGAAGGAAGACCAACCCUAGAAGGUGCCGAUGCUCUUCACUCUGAAAGUAUGCAUGAAGGUCUUUCCAGUGGUGUGCAGCCAGAGCGGAGGGUCACAGUCACAUUCUAUGUCUACGAGCGACAGGCAUGGAAAAAGAUGGAUAUGGUCUCUGUGAGCCCUACUCAACUCGCUGAGGCGCAGAUAAUCGCCGACCGAUAUGCACGAGAUCCCAGCCAAUAUGCGCGCUUUUACGAUGGUCGACUACGCAAAGUUGCCGUUGAUGAGUGCGUUCGCGCAGCGAUUGACGACGGUAGUUUCACCGUCCUUAUGAGUUUUGGAAAGGAUCUGAUAGUAACUCGGCAUCUUGUCGCGUCUGUCGCAGAAAUAUUUAAGACUGCUGGGAAUGAAUGGCGCGAUCCAUAUCACCCUGAAAAACGGUUAAAAUCAAACGCCGGAGCCCCGUCGGCUGGUCCCGUUCAAACGCGAAAGGAUGCAAUUUCAGGAAAGACAGAGCGACGUGGAAGAAAAAUACCGGCGCGAAUAGCCACCCGACCGCACCAGGAUGUGCGGCCCAAUCGGGCGGAGGCAGAUUCUCAGCCUGUUACCAUCGUGUUUUGCGCGCGAGAAAAGAACGGACAUUGGAAGACGGUCCAUGAGGUCCUUUUUGACCGGACCGACCCAUCGCAGGUGGAACGAGUGGCAAGGAAAGAGGCGAGAAACCGGCAGGCCACAUUCUAUGAUAAGAACCUGCGAAAACUUACUCCAGCCCAGUGUUUUGAGGCGGCAAUUGAGGAUGACACAAAUAAAAUCUUUAUGAAUUUCGGGGGAGAGCUUGCGGUGGACGAAGAGACAAUAGAGUCGAUCGCACGCGAAGUGGAACUGUGA
This is a messenger RNA of Aspergillus calidoustus, 3162 nucleotides long. Lineage: Eukaryota; Fungi; Ascomycota; Eurotiomycetes; Eurotiales; Aspergillaceae. The record is from the annotation of a GenBank genome assembly.